AUGAAUUGGGUAAAAAAUCCGCAUCUUUUGAGGUAUGACGUGAAAAAAUUGGAGCAAUUUUACUAACCAAAAGAGUGUAAAAAAUACACAUAUCUUAAUAAAAGUAACAGCUUCAUUGCAACACAUAAAAUAUAAAAAAUAGUAUAAUAUAUGUAAAUUGUGUUUUUACAGGAGCAAUUAUGUCAGAGCAGACUUUCCAACCGGCAAAGAGAUGCUGAAAGACAAAACGGGUGAUGUGGUCUUGGUUCCGAUCGUCGUCACCACCGUCGACGUGCAAGAUUUUGAUUUUUCUGUUCCGGUGUUUAAAUCUUGGUAGGUAGGUUAAGUUAAGUUAGGUAAAUAAUAAUAAAUGCAAUUUUAAUUUAUAUUUCUAAUUUAAGUAAAUAUGAUAAUAAAUGAAACAUUGUUUUUUAUUUAUAAUUUAUUUUUUCGAUAUAAUAACAAAGUGGGGCCUUACUUAGGUGAGUAAUUGUCUUGUUAUUCUAAAACUCUAAGUGUUGCAUAGGGUUCAGUAUUGCGUAACAAUAGCAUACUAAGCAAUUUUUUUUUUUUGAGAUCUUUACUACCUAGAAACGAAUAUUAUAUAUAACCUAUGCUUUAAGUAGAUAUGCUUCAACCCCUCCCCCCAUUAAAAAAAAAGCUUUCCUAGGAUAGGACUAAUGUAUACAUUAAAUACCUCUUCUACUAUCUUCUCAACUUCUCACUUACAACAGUAGCUGCACCAACGUAUGAGGUAUGUGCGUCUUUUUUUUUUCAUUUAUUCCCUUCUAAAUUUAAUUCAGUAUGUCCAAUUCGAUGGUAGGAUAUAUAUAUAUAUAUAUCUGUAAGCAACGAUAAGCCAUUGCUAAUGAAAAUACGAUUCUAAGCGGAGUUUGGUUGAUAGCGUAGCUUUGACUAUAAUAUAUAUGUUAUAUUAUGGUAAAAUAAUUACAUACCUAUGCAUUGUAUAUUUUUUUUAAUAAUAUUUGUUUAAUAUUAUACCUAUUUUUCGUUUUUCUUAUGUAUUUCCCAUGCUUUUUUCUGAUUUUUCCAAUUUAUUGGGAAAAAUCCUGGGAAUAUCAAAAAAUGACUUCCUUAAAGCACCUCUCCAGUCAGAUUGGGAGUUACAAUUGUAAAUUGAUGCAAAAUUUGUGGUAGAAAAAUUGUUCACAGUGAAAAAAAAAACAUUAUUUAAAAUUAAUACAUCCAAGGAACAUCUAUAAGGUUAGGUAAGGUAAGAUACAUCUAUCUAAAAGAUAAUAAUAUUAAUAACAAUUUGAACUCAAUUAAUAUAAUUUAACAAUAUAGUUAUUGUGAUAUUAUAUUUUUGUCAGGCAUAUUAUUGGGAUCGAAAGGACUGUUUUGGAAAAAAUCAAAAUUAAGAAUAUUAGAUAAUAAUAAGACUUAUUUAUUUAUUUAUAUUUAGUAGUCUGUUAUCAGAUAUUUUAUAAUCAAUUAGUAACUUUGAAAGUUUCAAUAUUUUGCUAGAACUAAGGUGAUACUCUAAAGAGGUCAUUUUUUGGUUUUCCAAGGAGUUUUCCCAAUAAAUGGAAAAAACCGAGAAAAACAUAGGGAAAACGUAAGAAAAAUGGGACAAUAGAUACAAUAUUAAACAAGUAUUAUUAAAAAAAAUGUUUAAUGUGUAUGUAAUUAUUUUACUAUAAUAUGACAUAUAUAUUUUUGGCAAAGCAAUUAUAUCAAUAAAUUCCACUCAGAAUCGAUUUUUCCUUGUCAAUGGUUAAACGUUGUGUACAGAUUACAUUGAAUUCCUAUCUUUUAAAUUUCCCACCUACAAUAUAAUACAAUAUACUCGUACCCGUCUUCAUUAUCCUAAGAUAGAUUUGUUUUUUGUAUACUUGUAUUUAUUGAAAAAAAAAAACACAACAAUAAAUCAAUAAAUCAUAAAUAAGGCUCGUAAGUUAUAGAAGCUAAAAAAAGGCAAUACAGUAGAAUCCGCUUAAUGGGGACACACCGGGCGGUAACUUAUUUGUCCCCAUUAUCCGACUAUCCCGAUUAGCCGAACUGACGAAAAAAAACAACUUUAGAAAAACUAAAAAACUUUAUUUAAAAAAUAUAUACAUACUUGAUUCAUACUUUAUUUAAAAAUUACAUAUUAUUAUUAUUAUUAUUAUUAGCAGUUGUACAUUAUAUUUACUAUUUAGUAUAAUUAUAUCGUAAAUUUAUUUAAUACAUUUUGUACAUACUUAAUUCAUAUUUUGUUAGGCUGCAGAAAAUCGUCCAUUCUUCUUUGCUGUAAUUUAUCAAGACUUUGCUUAUUGAUAAAAUCUGAAAAAACAUCUAGUGAAGUUGUUGGGACAUUUUCGUUUCCAUUUUGCAUGUAAUAUAGUCUCAGCUGAUCAAUGCACUUUUCUGCUUCUCUUGUUGUAAUUUUGACGGGUUGAACGUCGUCAUUUUCAUCACUGUUGGGAUGUGGUCCAGCAUUAUCAACAAUUGUACAAUUUUCCUUGAUUGUNCCAUUUCCUACGCAUUGCGCUACAUUAUUUUCAAUAGAAACAAAAGGAGGAAUAGGUAAAUCAAUGAGUGUUCUGAAACCGCAACGUGCAAAAUAAUACUGAUUCGUAACAGACGACACUUUUCUCUAGCUGUCAGCGACAAAUUGUAUAGCUUGUAAAAUAUUUAUUUUAGAACUGAUAUCUAUAGCACAUGAAGAUAGAGUUAAUAAAUUAUCUUCAAUAGCCUUCAAAAUGUAUGUCACCAGCAGUCCACGGUAAUGAGUUUUUAAAUUCUUAAUGAUCCUCAUAUCGAGUGGUUGAAUGAAAGAAGUAGUAUUUGGAGGCAGAAACUCAAGUGUGAUAUUUUUUAAAUCUAUCAAGUGGGGAUGUGGUCCAGAAUUAUCAACAAUUAAUACAAUUUUCCUUGAUUGUUUUCCAAGCUCUUUGUCCCAGUCUUUCAACCACGAUGUAAAUAUUACUGCUGUCAUCCAUGCAUUUUUAUUCGCUAAAUAAGAAACGGGCAAGUUUGUUAUUUUUAUAUUUUUGAAACAUCUUGGCUUUGCUAACUUUCCGAUUAUCAACAGCUUUUUUUUUAUCUGUGCCUGCCAUAUUACAACAACACAAAACUGUUAUACGAUCCAUAGCUUUUUUGAUCCUUCGAGUGUUUCAUGUUUAUAGCACAAAGAACCAUCCGGAGUCGCUCGGUAGAAUAAACCGUAUAUGUAUAUGUAUGCAAAUAUGCACGAACAAAUUCUAAAAUAUGCAUGAAAAAAUGUUAAAUAUGCAAAAAUGUAAUAAGUAUACGAAAAAUUAUUCAGUUUAUUUUUCAAAAAUAUAUAAUGUCAUUAUUAACAUGCAUAAAAAAGAUGAAAAUUAAAUACGAAUCGCACCGUUGUCGUUAAAUUAAUAAUAGACUGAGACGAUAAGAAAUAACAAUAAAUAACUACGUUGAAGUGCAGUCACAAAGAUAGCACCAGCAUGUUUGUGUGUAAAUUUCCACACACAGGCCCUAGGGUCUCUAGGAAAAUCCAAAAAUGCUAGAAAAAUCUAGUGAAAUUCUUAACAAAAUUUUGAUACUAGUUUUAUAGUCAUACCAUAAUGUGCCUAUGUUAACUUGAUAGACAUCAUUAACUAUAGUUAAUACUAGAUAUACUACAUUUAUUAGAUAAUUAUACUUACUAAUAUUGAUACAAUAAUAUUUUCAGGUACGAGCUGUAUUCCAAGUAUACCGUCAAUCGAGCGACUUCGGUGUCGUACUUAGUUACUUGGAGUCCGGAAGUUUGGAUGGCGUUCGGAUUGACAAUGUUCGUAAUCGUCUUGUGUAUGUGGCUUGUCGCUCAAGUCAGGUUUGUACAUAUAAUAAUAAUAAUUAUUUAUCUCAGUGUUUCUAAAAGGGUGUUUAUCGGCACACUGGUGUGCAAUGAAAUUUGAAAGGCGUGUUGCGACAAAUUGAACUUUAUUCUAUUAAAGAACCAUCGUAAAAUAAUUAUAUAAUUUUAUUAAAAACAAUUUUUGGAAAUAUUAAAUAUAAAAUCAAAUUUAAAAUAUAACGGAAUAAAAAUAAUUUGAAUACAAAUAAAAUAAUAUUGAUUUAUUAUCAUAUCUCCAAAUUUGAGUGUGAAACGUGUGUCUGGUGUUUAGAUUACAAAUUCAACAAAAAAAGUUUCUUGUCGUUUUUUUACUGGAAUAAUAUUCCUGGUAGAAAUUAUAAAACGUAACAAUUUAAAAUCCAUAAGCAACCACUCAUUUAUAUUCUCUUCAUCACAAUCUCUAAAUACAUGAACUUGGCUUAUACACUUCAGUAUUACAGUUAUUUCAAAGCUAUUUAGUUCCAUGUUUUGGGUGUCCUCAGCUCACUUUAGUAACUUAUUCUAUAUAUGGUUUUAAUCCGAAUAAUUGGACGUCCGGUUGAUUGACGUUCGGAUAAUCGGCGUUCCGCUAUAACGGAAACGUUACGCCAUAAAUUUAUCAGUUUUUGUCUUUUUUGGUUUUCUCUAAUUAUUAGGAAUACUGUUUAAAAAAUUAAAAAACGACUUACUUCCUCAGUAACUAGAUCCAAAAUGAACAAAAAAGUUCACAUGGAUUAGGUAUUAAUAUCGAUAUCUUCUUAUCUUCCAUUUUGGAAAUAAAGGAAAUGGGUUGCAUCUUGGGGAAAAAAUGAUUCUAUAAUUAUUAUUUUUAGGCAUUUUUCGUAUGUGUCUGUCGGUGAUGCGAUUGCUGUGACCGCGGACGACAGAGUUCCUCCUCCCAGUCUAAUAUCGUAUUUUUUUAUCGUGUGGGGAUCAAUUUGCAGUCAAGGUACGUAUGAGGAGAUGUAAUAAUUAUUAAUAAUCGAACUAAUACGAAAACGUGAGUUUCUAGAGUAUGUAAGUACAUCGGUUACAAUUGCAGGGGGGCAAGGAGGGAUAUUUCGUCUCUGCUUUUUCGUGCUUAUUAUACCUAUUCUUAGAUAUUGAUGUCUCACUUCUAAUUCUCUUUUCUAUAAGUUUUUCCCAUAUCUUUAAACUAUGACUCAUACAUUUUAUUCAUUUAUAAUUUACACAUUCUUGUACAUCUCCUUUCUUUUUAAAAUAGGUAUUACAAAAAUUCUUUCUCCAUACAUCUGUUAUUUUUAAUUUUAUUAAUAUCUUAUUGAAAAAAAUCUUUUAACCAACCUAGUUAUAUCUAGCUCCCCUAACAUUUUAUUUUAUAAUUUUUAAAUAUUAAACUAAAAUUGUGUUGUUUAUUAAAACAUAGGUAUGUUCAUAUAAAUAAGUAAAAAACUAAUAGGUAACUUAAUAGGUAAGUUUAUUAAAAUAAAUUAAUAAAUAUUGGUUAAAUAUUUGUUGUGUGUUAAAUAUAUCAUAAGUUAAUCAAAGUUAUCGAAGGGCCGCCCCUCCUCCCCGAAAAAAGUUCAAAAACCUCCACCGUUACUCUGUACUCUAUAUCUUUUAAACUUCAUAUCCACUUUAAUGGCCUACUAUACUUAUCGUGAAAAGUACAUCGGGCUUUUUAUAGGUAGGUACGUUUCGUCCCGUUUUUAUUGCUACAGUUGUUAUUAAUUGGCGUUUUGAUCAUAGGACUUCAUACGGUCAGCACGGAGGCGUGUUCAGUGAGGGUUGUAUCCUGGGUCACCUUGCUAUUUGGACUGUGCAUCAGUACCUCGUACUCGGCCGUCCUGUUUUCUCGGUUGACCGUCGAUAAGUCUGAUUUGGGAAUUCCUACGUUGGAGUCUGUAGCAAGGCAAAGGACACACGUGCUGUGUGUGCGCCGCUCCAGUUUCGGCGCUCUACUAUUUAAGGUAAAUAACGGAUAAAAUGUAAUAUACUAUUUAAACGUUUUCUUCUUAGGUUUUACAAUAAUAAACAAAUAAUUUCUAACUGGAAAAAUAUGUUUUAUAUCCUUGUGCGUGCGUGAAAAUAAUUAGGUACAAUUAAGGAAAGUAUUUGGGGCCCAAGUCCACAUAAAAUAUUUCGUGUUUUCAAAAUCUCAACAACUGUGUUAGGUUAAUAUAAUAUUUAUGGCGUAGGAAAAGUAGCAUUACCUAAGUGUACCUAACCUUACAAAAAUUACAUAAAAAAUUUUACAAAUAGGUAUUUGUAUUAAUAUAGUACCUAUUUUUCCGGUUUUUUACUUUUUUUUUUUUAAAUUUUUCCUGUGAAAUAGAGCUACACUAAAGGUCAUAAUAUUUUUUUACUAAUAUCUAUAUUUCGUAUAUUUUCCUACAUUUUUUCGAGGUUUUUCUCAUUUAUUGGGAAAAUUUAUUGGAAAAUUAAAAAAUAUCGUCUCUAAAGUACCAGUCCAGGAAAGCUACCUUUCAGAAAAGGUGCUAUACUUCGAAACAAGAAUGUUGGUAGAAUUUUGUACACUGUAUAUAUAUAUAUAUAUAUAAAACAAUUUAAUGUAAUCUCGGGACUAUAUUGAGACCGAUGAUUGGUUACGACAAUUCCCGUAAUACCGGGAAUGUCAAAGUAUUUCGGGAUUGUAUUCUGUAAUCUCGUAAUUUUCAUUUUCUGCAGGCCAAUGAAACGGACUUGGAAUAUAUGAAAGAGUGGAGGGGGGUGGUGAAUGAGCCACCAUGUCCGCAGACGGACUACGAGGGAGUGGUUACCAUGGCCAAGGCGGUGUGCCGGGAAAAUAAUUUGCUGGUUUUGGAGACGCCAAAUGUGAUGGCUAGGGCCAUGGCUGACCAGGAUGGUUGUCGGGUCGUAUCCUUGGCUGGGCGGCACGCGGUCGCCUAUGCAUCCUUGCUCACCGCUAAAGGUUCAUCAUACACAUCCGAGAUAAACAACAUGUAAUGUAUAAUAUAAAGAAAUUCUUACUAAUAUAAUAUAAUCAAUAGUUUAUCAUCAUUAACCUGUAUAUUUUUAACCUGUUAAAACCUUUGUAUGCCAAUGGCCAUAGUCACCGAGGUUUAAUAUAAAAAAAAAAAAAGAAAAAGAAAUUCUUAGGUAAAAAAAAAAACUUCUUUUGCUAGAUUUCAAUAGAUCUUUUAUAGCUAGUGAAAAAGAUUUGAAAAGUGUCAUUACUAUUUGAAUCAGUUACACUUUAAAUUUAAGUAGAGAUUAAGGCUUCCUUAGAAUUAGUUUGCAUGUUGGUAUUACUCAACAUGUUACCGCUUUCUUGUUACAUUAAAUAUUUAUACAUACAGAGUACCGUAGUUUUUUGUUUGCAGCUCAUGAAAUGGUCUCGUGUUUUUUUAUGAUAAAAUAAACUUUUAAUAACGACGUCAAAAUGUAAUGAACCGUAAUACGACGAGAAACAUACCGUUUGUACGUGCCAGUGCUAUAAUAAGAUACUUUAAAUUAGUAUCUAGAUACAGAUACAUUUUAUUUGAAAGUAUCUUAAGAGUAUCAUCAGAUACAUUUAGGAAGACGGAUUUAAAUAAAUAUUUAAUUCAUUAAAAAUAUAGGAUUAUAAAAUUAUAACAAAAUAAGUAAUGGGUACAUAAUGUAUAAUACAAUAAUUUUUGUCUACAUGUUUAUGUCAAUUUUCAAAUAUAAUUUUAUUCUUAUAAAGUUAUGAGUUAUAAUACAUAAUACAUAACAAUAAUUUUAAAAUAUUAGUUAAUUAUUAGUAAAUAUAAAAUAAAUAAUAGAUAUUAUCCACCCGUCAAUACAAAAUAGUCAUAUACUCAUACAUAAUAAUUUAUAAUAAUAAAGAAAUAAGAAAAUAAAUUGUUGAUAUUUUUAUUCAAACAAAAUUAUAUUUUAGAAUUUUACGUUAUUUUCAUAUUUUAUUCAUCCAAAAAAGUAAGAAUUGUAUCUUAAAAAUUAUCUAAGAUACUUUCGUUAGGAUACUCAAUAUUUUGUAUCUAAAAAUCGUGGAGUGAGCUUGUUAUAGUUGGGAAAUAUCGGAAGGAAAUUAUCACGAAAAAAAUGCGUAAAAAAAAAUUAUCUUGUAGUGACUCUACAAGUCAGUUUCACUUAAGACUCCAUUACUUACGGUUUUAUAUAAUACUAGUUGUCCCGCGCCCGGCGUUGCCCGUACCAAUUUUUAUUAUUAUUAUUUUACCCAUAUUCAUUUUUGGUUUUGGAAUGGCCAUGUUAGAAUUGAAUGAAAACAAAUAGGUGGAAAGUGGGUAGUCCACCUGCAGCGGCCUAAAUGUGUUCUAUUGUGAUAUUUGAAUAGUGUAAAUAAUAGUGAUAAUAAAAAUUAUAAUAGUUUUAUUUUAUGUGUCGGUGACUCGUUGACAGGCCAGUCUAUCUCAAUGCAUUAGCUCGACGGCGUUCAUUGCGUUGCUCUUGACUUUCAUUAGUACGUGUGAUUACAGCCUGGUUUCUUAAAUUUUCAUUGUCCUCGAUUUUUUUUUAAAUGGGGGGGGAGGUUGAUGGAUUUCAAAGGAAGUUAAGCCUUAUUUAACUUAUCAGGGAGUGGGGAUGCUCGACAGCAGGAAAGCACGUGUACCGUAUUAUAGCUAAUUGCUUGUAUUACUUGUAUUACGGUUCAAAUCACCACCUUUGCGUUUUGUUGCCAUUGAAAUAUGUGCAAAACACACGUACAUAGGUUAGGUUAGUUUAGCAAAAUUAGCCAAAUCGGCCCAGCCAUUCUCAAUUGUUAUUGGCACGCGAGUGUCACGGAAACUAAUAAUAAAAAAUAACCACAUAGAGUGUAUAUUAUCUCUGCAUGGAAAAAUAAUAAUUGUUGAAUAUCGUGCGUGCUAGUAUACUUUGACUUAAGAGGCCAUAACUCCGGAACCACUUAUCGCAGAGCAUAUAAACUUAGAUAGUAGCCGAUUCUCAGACCUACUGAAUAUGCAUAUAAAAUUUCAUGAGAAUCGAUCAAGCCGUCUCGGAGGAGUAUGGGAACGAAUAUUGUGACACGAUAAUUUUAUAUAUAAGAUAAUAUAUGAUACAGAAAAUAAAGUCCUAUUACAAAUAAAUAACAAUGACAGUGCUAAAGUUCAUAGUAACAUAACAUUAAUCCAUAUUCCUCUGUAGAUAAAAUAAAAAUAACAGAUUUAUCAAGGUUAUCAUAAAUAUAUUAAUUGUUUAUAAGUUGUUGUACACGAUUGGAAGUUUUGUUUUAAGUUUGUAUCGUUCUUACCUAAUUAUUAUAGUGCACUUUUAGAUUCUGAGUGAAGCGAAAAAACUUAUGGUUUUUCAAAGAUGUUUUUUUUAUUUUUCAUCUGUGAACAACUUUUCUACCAGAAACCUUGCUCCGAUUUUUAAGUGUAGUACCUUUUCUGAAAAUAAAUCAAACUGGGGGGGGGGGUACUUUGAACAGGUCAUUUUUCGAUUUUCUCAUUAGAUUUCUCAAUAAAUUGGAAAAACAGGAAAAACCAUAGGAAAACAGAAAAAUAGGUACAAUAUUAGACAAAUAUUAUUAAAGAAAAUGUAUAAGGUCUAUGUAAUUAUUUUAUCAUAAUAUAGCAAAUAUUAUAUUGUUGACAAUGCCUCUACACUAUCAACUGAACUUCACUCAGAAUCAUUUUUUCGAUAGCAAUGGUUUAUCGUUGCUUACAGAUAUACAUUCAAUUUCCUCUCUACUAGCUUCCCGACUUUUCACCUACAACAAUGGCUGGAACCCGUUGCAAAGUUGUCCUGUUUUUUUUAAUAUGCAUAUUUAGCUUAUUUUAUAGAUUUAAAUGCAUAUUUUUGGUUUGUGUGUAUCUAUAUUUUGUAAAUUUUCCUACUAUAACUUCUGAGUGGUAUCAUUUCUCCAGCCAAUAAAUUUGAUCAAAUUACAUAUUUAAUAUCAUAGUGAUUUUGCGGGCCAAAUCGCAAAUUGUACGAACUAUUAGCUUUUUAGUUUUCGAUAAAUAUAUGUGCCUAUAAUUUGUGUGAUUUUGUGGACCGAAUAUUCGAGUUGGUGAAUGGGAACCUUGCAAGGUUUAUUGUUAAGCCAAAUAGGAUUUUUCACCAUAUGUAUAAAGACUCUACAGUAGCGUAUUAAAAUUCUUUGCUUUUUUUUCUGUGUGCCGUAGAUUGGUGUCACUAUUUACCAAUGGCGUAGCCGACUAUUUACAAAAGAAAUGGCUGUCCCGAGAGUUUCAUGACCGGUCAUUUACAGAGGCAGACAGCGUAGGCGUGACCAUCGGUCACGUGCAGGGCCUGUUGGCUGUUUUAGGGCUAUCGGUGGCCGUUGCUGUAGCUAUUAUGAUCACUGAAAUCGUCGUCAGCCGUGGAUCAUCGUCGUCGUCAUCUCUUUGGUUUGCAUGA
Messenger RNA from Cinara cedri, 10072 nucleotides. NCBI's taxonomy places the organism in Eukaryota, Metazoa, Arthropoda, Insecta, Hemiptera, Aphididae. The record is from the annotation of a GenBank genome assembly.